Plectropomus leopardus (leopard coralgrouper) is the source of this 2972-nucleotide messenger RNA. It is a transcript of the gene ttc7b, whose product is annotated as tetratricopeptide repeat domain 7B. Gene Ontology annotation, biological process: protein localization to plasma membrane; phosphatidylinositol phosphate biosynthetic process. The record is from RefSeq and is a predicted model, not a curated record. NCBI's taxonomy places the organism in Eukaryota, Metazoa, Chordata, Actinopteri, Perciformes, Serranidae. Gene Ontology annotation, molecular function: protein binding. Gene Ontology annotation, cellular component: plasma membrane.
GCAGCUCGAGGGAUCUUCUUCUGGUGUUUUGGUCCAGUCGAGCCCACUCUCAAAAUGACAGCGAGGAAGUCUGGCUCACGACUGGAGACCGAGAUAGAGCGGUGCCGCUCAGAGAGUCAAUGGGACAAGAUACCGGAGUUAGUACGACAGCUCUCAGCCAAGCUAAUAUCAAACGAUGACCUGGGAGAGUUGUUGCUGGGGGAAUGCAAGCUUCAGACGUACCUGAAGGAGAACCCUAUCAAACAGGGAGCCAGUCCCAGGGGCCCACGACCUAAACUGGUGGAGGUCAGGAAACACCUCACUGCGGCUCUGGACCGAGGAAACCUCAAGGCCGAUUACCUCCAGGAAGCCAGCCUGUUGAUGGCCAAACUGUGCUAUGUAGAGGGAGAAUACAGAGACGCCUUAGGUCACUACAGCAGGGUGAACCUGGAUGACAUGCAGCUGGGGGGAGCUCCUGUGUAUCGGCUGUCCAUGAUCGCAGAGGCUUAUGCUACUAAAGGACUGUGUCUAGAGAAGGUCCCAGCUGCCUCGCCGUCUCUAUCCAAUAAAAACACCGGGUCUCCAUCAUCCAAUAGGAGCACAACAGACCGGGAGCAAGAAAUCAUCACCUGCUAUGAAAAGUCUGGAGACAUUGCCCUGCUCUACCUGCAGGAAGCUGAGAAGGCGUUGUCAGCAGGAAUUCAGAACCGCAGCCCAAAGCCCGGCCCGACUGCCCAGGACCUGGAACUGGGCUACUUCCUGGAGACAGGCCUCCAAAGAGCCCACGUCAUCCACUUUAAGAACGGCAACCUGACACGAGGCGUGGGCCGGUUUCGAGAGAUUCUUCGGGCUGUUGAGAACAGAACCACCCAGAGCCUGCGCAUGACUAUAGCCAGACAGCUUGCAGAGAUCCUGCUCCGAGGAAUGUGCGAACAGAGUUACUGGUCUCCUCUGGAAGACCCUCCCACCGUGUCCCCAUUGGACGAUCCUACACGGCAGGGACACACUCACAGCAAGAACUACAGCCUAAGCCGACGCCCACGGGUGUACUCAGGAGAAAAUCUGUUUUGCCCUCAGGAGAACACAGAAGAAGCUUUGCUGCUGCUGCUCAUCAGUGAGUCCAUGGCCAACCGUGACGCCGUCCUGAGCAGAAUCCCAGAACACAACAAUGAUCGCAUCAUCAGCCUGCAGUCAGCGUCUGUGGUGUACGACCUGCUGACUAUAGCUCUGGGCAGGAGAGGGCAGUAUGAGAUGCUGUCAGAGUGUUUGGAGAGAGCCAUGAAGUUUGCCUUUGAGGAGUUCCACUUGUGGUACCAGCUCGCCCUGUCGCUAAUGGCAGCUGGGAAAUCAGCUCGUGCCGUUAAGGUGCUUAAGGAGUGUAUUCGCCUGAAGCCGGAUGACCCCACCAUCCCACUGCUGGCUGUCAAACUGUGUAUCGGACCUCUGCACUGGCUGGAUGAGGGCGAGUGUUUUGCAAAGAUGGUGAUUGACAUGGGGGAGAAAGCAGCUGAGUUCAGAGCCAAAGGCUACUUGGCCAUUGGGCUGGUUUACAGCCUCAAAGCCACUGACGCAUCACUGCGAAGCACACAGGAGGAGUACCAGAGGAAAGCUUUGGGAGCCUUCCAGAGAGCUCAGAGUCUGUCUCCUACUGACCAUCUUGCAGCCUUCUACUUGGCACUGCAGCUUGCUGUUUCCAGACAGAUCCCUGAGGCACUAGGCUAUGUACGACAGGCACUGCAGCUUCAAGGGGAUGACGUCCACUCCCUCCACCUGCUGGCCCUGCUGCUCUCUGCUCAGAAACACUACCACGAUGCUCUAAAUAUUAUAGAGAUGGCUCUGUCCGAGUACCCCGAGAACUUCAAUCUGCUGUAUACCAAGGUCAAGCUGGAGUCUAUGUGUAGAGGACCAGAGGAAGCUCUGCUCACCUGUAAACACAUGCUGCAGAUCUGGAAGAGCUUUUACAACCUUACUAACCCCAGUGAUUCGGGGCGUGGCAGCAGUCUGUUGGACAGAGCCAUAGCAGACAGACGACAACUCAACGCCAUGACUCUACCUGACUUCAGUGACCCAGAGACUGGCGGCCUUCAGGACGCUAACACUCUUGGUUUUUCCUCCAUGUUUUCUGUUUGCUCGGUUCAUGCUACAUCCAUAGCAGCCAGUCGUGUAGAGCAGGCUCUGUCUGAGGUAGCCUCCUCUCUGCAGAGCAGCGCCCCCAAACACGGACCCCUGCACCCCUGGAUGACCCUGGCUCAGAUCUGGCUGCAUGCAGCUGAGGUGUACACGGGGAUGUCGAAGCCCGCCGAAGCCUCGGCCUGCACACAGGAAGCCUCCAACCUCUUCCCCACGUCCCAUAACGUGCUGUACAUGCGGGGGCAGAUAGCCGAGCUGAGGGGCAACAUAGACGAGGCCAAACGCUGGUAUGAAGAGGCCCUGUCCAUCAACCCGACGCAUGUCAAGACCAUGCAGAGACUGGGUCUGAUUCUGCACCAGCUGCAGCGCUACAGUCUGUCAGAAAAAGUCCUGAGGGAUGCUGUGCAGGUCAACAGUACGGCUCACGAUGUGUGGAACAGCCUCGGCGAGGUGUUGCAGGCUCAGGGAAACGCCGCCGCUGCCACCGAGUGUUUCCUCACCGCCUUGGAGCUGGAGGCCAGCAGCCCCAUCCUGCCCUUCACCAUCAUACCCAGAGCACUAUGAAACACACACUCUCACAGUUUGAGCCGCACAACUGUAACACAGUGGCACAAAUGACGGACCUGAAAGCUGCACACACACACGCCAUACACACACAGCAUGCCUGCAUGCCACUUACACUCACCCGCACAAGGUUUUACUGCCAUACUUUUAGAUAAACACACUGUAUACAAAUAGUACACAUACAUACACGCUUACCCCUUCCCACAAUGCCUUGCUGUGGCUGUGACCCCUGAUUGUGUGUGUGUGUGUGUGACAGCAAACAUUGCUUGUGUGUGUGUGUGUGUGUGUGUGUGUGUGUG